Messenger RNA from Penicillium manginii, 288 nucleotides. RefSeq names its product general amidase GmdA. NCBI's taxonomy places the organism in Eukaryota, Fungi, Ascomycota, Eurotiomycetes, Eurotiales, Aspergillaceae. The coding region runs from base 1 to 288 and encodes 95 amino acids. The transcript has a single exon. The record is from RefSeq and is a predicted model, not a curated record.
AUGCCGCCUCAUAGCUCUAUCUCCGCCAAGUCUACCCGCCCCGAAAGGAAGAUCAUGGUGCACCGUUUAUCAUCCUGGCAAGAAACCGCCGCUGCCAAGCGGCAGGCCAUUUCCAAUGCGAUUCCCGAGCAUUGGCGUAUCCCAUCCUCACGCAUCCCCGCUGUCGAAAAACAACCCGACGUCACUAGCUGCUAUAUUCAUCACGCUAUGGCCCCAAGGGAUAUCGAGAUCACCGAGGCUGAUGCGGUGACGAUCACGCAACAUAAGACGGUCGCUCCAGCAAUCUGA